Messenger RNA from Trichoderma virens Gv29-8, 864 nucleotides. Its product is annotated as glycoside hydrolase family 16 protein. Gene Ontology annotation, molecular function: hydrolase activity, hydrolyzing O-glycosyl compounds. Gene Ontology annotation, biological process: carbohydrate metabolic process. The record is from RefSeq and is a predicted model, not a curated record. Bases 1 to 864 code for a protein of 287 amino acids. The transcript is spliced from 2 exons. NCBI's taxonomy places the organism in Eukaryota, Fungi, Ascomycota, Sordariomycetes, Hypocreales, Hypocreaceae.
AUGUGGUCUCCUAAGGUUGCUGCUGCUAUCCUCGCCUUUGUUGGUGCUACCAACGCCUGGCAACCUCCGUCAUACGGCGGUUUCAACUUGGUCUGGACCGACACCUUCGCUGGCAACAGUGCCACUUCUCCUAACCAGGGCAACUGGAACAUCAUCACCGGAAACUUGGGCGUCAACAACGAGUUGGAGACUUACUCCUCCAGCACCAGGAAUGUUCAGCUCAGCGGUGGCAACACCCUGCAGCUGGUCCCCUGGAAGGACAGCAGCACCUUUGGCGGCUGGACCUCCGGCCGUCUCGAGUCCAAGUACACCUUCACUCCUCAGGCCGGCAAGGUCACCCGUGCCGAGGCCUCCAUCCGCUUCGGCAGCAAUGCUCAGGCCAACAAGCAGGGUAUCUGGCCUGCUUUCUGGAUGCUGGGUGACUCGCUCCGUCACGGCGGCAGCUGGCCCAACUGUGGUGAAAUCGACAUCCUCGAGACUGUCAACGGUCAGGCCACCGGUCACGGUACCCUUCACUGCGACGUCUACCCCGGAGGUAUUUGCAAUGAGGGUAACGGUAUUGGAGGCCCUGUCAACAUUGCCAACAUCAACGACUUCCACACUUGGCGUGUUGAGAUUGACCGCACUUCCAACAACUGGCAAUCCGAGACCCUCACCUGGUCUCUCGACGGCACCAACUUCUUCCAGAUCACUGGUUCCCGCAUUGGCAACCAGGGUGUCUGGAACAACAUUGCUCACAGCCCCCUCUUCUUCAUUCUCAACGUUGCUGUCGGUGGCAACUGGCCCGGCAACCCCAACGGCUCUACCCUCGAUGGCUACGGAAGCAUGAUGGAGGUUGGCUACGUCGCUCAAUACUCUACCUAA